AUGGCUACCCAGGACGAUACCGUGGUGACACAGAACGUAGCCGGAGGUGCCGCCGCUGCCAAGGCCGGCCUCGGCCAAGCUGGCGGAGGCGUCGCCAAGGCGGGCGAGGCCAAGGCGGGCGAGGCCAAGGCGGGCGAGGCCAAGGCGGGCGAGGCCAAGGCAGGCGAGGCCAAGGCGGGAGAGGCCAAAUCGCCCCAGUCUGAUGAGACGACGGGUUCGUCGCCGUCGUCGACGGGAGGCGGAUCAAAGUCGCCCGGAUCGGGUGGGCGUGGGCGGCGGCGGGGUGGACGGAAGCGGAGCGGGAAGGGCGGCAAGGGCAACUAUGUCUCGCCAUCGUCACUCAAGGGCCUCAAGAUCUCGCCGCAAGAGCUGUUCAAGACGGCGCUCUGUAUCAAGUGGAUGAACAACCCCGAGUCGUGUCCGUAUGGCGAAGAGUGCUCGUUUGCGCACGGCGAGAGCGAGCUCCGCGAGCCGCCGCCGCGAGUGCCCAAAGAGUACAAGACCAAGCUCUGCGCCCUGUACCACGCGUCGGGCUGGUGCCCAUACGGCAAGCGCUGCCACUUUAUUCAUCCAACCGACCGCAUCCAGCCCAAGGACUCGACCUCGCACCUGCGGCUGCUCGCCGAUGAGCGGUUCUCGGAAAAGGUCAAGUCACGCUCGCGCAUCCACUCGCGUGCCUACCAGCGCAAGCUUGCCUACGAGCGUCAGCAGCAGCGGCUGCGUGAGCAGCAGCUUCACGGCGACUCUGACGCGUGUGACGACACCGGCUCGCCGGCUGCUCUCUCGGUUGCCAUCAGCGAUGGCAACGCGCCACAGGGCCAGGCACUACUGGGCGCAAACGGAUACCACGCUCCCGAUGGUGACCUCCCACAGUUUACCGCUGUGGCGUGGCACCAUGGCCAAGGCUGGACUGGCUACCCGUAUCCGGUGGCCGGCGCCGGGCCAGGACAAGGCUAUCCUACGUAUGUGCCGUACGAGCCGUACUACGCGCCGGUCCCGCCGCCGCAGGCGAUGUACGCCGCGCACCCGGCGACGCCGGCGAUGUACUACACCCAUCCCGCUCCGGCGCCAAUGACGGCGGCGUCUACGUCAUCGUCGGCCCGGCUCUCAGCUAACGAGAACGCGCAGGCUCUCCCACCGCAUGCCAAGCCAGCGCAAGCCUCGUACCCUUUGACGCCGACCACGCCCACGCGUGCGGACGAAGCGCUCCCGGCCAGAGGCUCACCACUCUCGGCUCAGGCCCCGGUCUUUGUCCCGCGCACCCUCGCCAACUAG
Molecule: messenger RNA, 1275 nt
Organism: Thecamonas trahens ATCC 50062
Lineage: Eukaryota; Apusomonadida; Apusomonadidae
Exons: 1
Coding region: 1-1275 (424 amino acids)
Molecular function (GO): metal ion binding; mRNA binding
Source: RefSeq, a predicted model, not a curated record